AUGAGAGCAUUUCUAACGCUCUAUCUACGAAGUAAGUUAAACUUUACCGACGAAGAAGCGACAGAAAUAUAUCAUGUGUUCAGUACAUUUUGUUACUUUUUCCCAAUCUUGGGUGGAAUCCUUGCUGACAAUUAUCUUGGCAAAUUUAGGACAAUUUUAUACCUAAUGUUUAUAUAUGCGGUUGGAAAUAUGCUUGUUGCUGUAACAGCGAUACCUGUUCUUGAUAUGCCUAAGCGAUUAUGGACAGUAAUAGGUCUAUUUCUAAUAACCGUGGGUACUGGUGGUAUAAAGCCUUGCGUUACAUCAUUUGGUGGGGACCAAUUUCUUCUUCCGCGGCAAGAGAAGCAAUUAGCUCUAUAUUUUAGCAUAUUGUACUUCAAUAUAUGCACGGGAAGUCUCAUUGCGAAGACGAUAUCCCCUAUAUUGAGAUCUGAAGUGCAUUGCUUUGGGGAUAAAGACUGCUACUCGCUGGCUUUCGGCGCUCCGGGACUGGUCGUGUUGAUGUCUAUAGUAAUUUUCGUCAGUGCGAAGAAUAGUUACGUAAUGAAGAAACCGGAAGGGAACACGUUAUUUGAUUUCGUUAAAUGCGUUUCUUUAGGAAUUAAAAAUUUAGUCACAAAAAAGAGAAAUGAAGAGCAAUCUCACUGGUUGGACAGUACGCAACCCAAAUAUGACAAGCGAUUCAUAAAGGAUGUGAAGAAAACUUUGUCGAUUUUGAUGUUAUUCACUGUGUUGCCAGUGUUUUGGGCACUCCUUGAUCAAUUGGGUUCCAGAUGGACAUUGCAAGCCACGAAAAUGGACGGUCGGUUAGGAUUUAUAACGAUCAAGCCAGAUCAGUUACAAGUGUUCGCGCCGAUUUGUAUUCUUAUUCUUAUACCGCUCUCCCAAAAGACAACUUACCCAGAACUGCCACAGUCGGGAUUUUCACAGUUACGCAUAUUCAAUGGAAAUCCAUGUUCAAUAUCCAUACAUAAUGAUCAACAAAACAUUAUAUACACUAUUCCCUCUCUUUCACAUUAUACUAAUAAGCAUAUACGCGUGAAAGAGAUAGAAGAAUUACAGUUUUCCAUAGGCGGUAAUUGUAUUGAGCCCACUAACGAAGUUUUUACUUUAAAAGAGAAUAAGGCUAUGUCUUUUUAUAUUAAUGGCAUUAAUGUGUUCAGAUUUGAAGAAAAUGUAGACAAAAGUAAAUCUGGACUACCGGUUGUGAGAUUUCUCCCAUCGCAUCGCGUAAACACAUCUGAGAUUUAUCUAUUUAACGAGAAACGUAAGGAAGCAGAAUUAUAUAUAAAUGAUAAAUAUCAACAAACGGAAGUGUUUAUGUCUGUUUAUUCUAUACGUGUUAACGAUUCUGUGAUAGCGAGUGAUAUUGAGAUGAAUAAUGGCGGCGUCUAUACUGUAGUGAUUGAUAAUACUGGUGGUGAUUAUCGGACAAAAGUUAUAACAAUAACAGAACCGAAUUCAAUAACAAUGGCGUUAUUGUUGCCGCAGUUUUUGAUCAUUUCAACAGCUGAGGUGUUAUUUGCGGUAACGGGUAACGAGUUCGCGUUUAAAGAAGCGCCGGAGAGUAUGAAAGCCGUUAUGUCAGCUGUAUGGCUCAUGACAGAAGCGGCCGGCAACGUUAUCAUAAUCGUUGUCACUAGAAUCUUCAUUAAUUAUAAGCAAGAAACUCAAUCAUUUAUAUACACUGGCAUGAUGUUUGUAUCGGUCGCGAUAUUUCACUUCAUGUCUAAGAGAUAUCAGUUUGGGGACGCGGCGGAAGCGAAGAAAGAGUGUAGGAGCAAUAGCGAAGUUCUCUACCAGCAAGUGAGACAAGCUGAAGAAUGUUUGGAACAC
Molecule: messenger RNA, 1836 nt
Organism: Brenthis ino (lesser marbled fritillary)
Lineage: Eukaryota; Metazoa; Arthropoda; Insecta; Lepidoptera; Nymphalidae
Source: the annotation of a GenBank genome assembly